AUGGAUCAACCAAGAAGGCAUCUUAAAAAGCUGAAAAAAAGACGUUCAAGUCUAUUUGCAAGUGUCAAACUUAAUGCCAGCUUUUCACAGAGUAUAGAGGAAGAAGAGAGUGCCUUUCCUUUUUCACAAGACAGCUCUGUGAAACCUUGGACGUCAAUGGACAACCUUGAUACUCCAUCACCUCAGGCAAGUGACAAAAGAGAUCAAGAAAAGAGGAAAGGCAGUGAUGCUGAAGCAGCAAAGAUGCCACACCGCCAUUCAACUGUGAUCAAUGUUAAUGUAGGUGGGAAAGUCUUUACUAUUCCCAAGCACCUGGCUAUCAGAUACCCUAAAACAAGAAUAGGCAGCUUAGCCCUGUGUAAGGAUCCCGUCAAGCAGCUAACGCUCUGCGAUGACUAUUGUGUGAUCACUAAUGAGUUUUUCUUUGACCGAGAUCCUACUUUCUUCCACUACAUCUUCCACUUUUACUGUAGCAAUGUAUUAUGGGUAAUGGAGAGUCUUUGCCCUGUCAAUUUUGAGGAGGAAAUGCAGUUUUGGGGCCUGCACUUGAGGGACACUCCCCGGUGUUGCCGCAUUCUCUAUGAGGAGAAAAUAGAUGAAAUAAGAGACCAGCUGAAAGUGAACAGAGAGCUAAUGGCGGAAAUUGAGCCUCAGCACAAUGAGGCGGGUUUCAAGACAAUGUUUUUGGGUGGUGUUCGUAAGGUGCUAUGGGACCUGAUGGAGAACCCAUACUCCUCGAUGGCUGCUAAGGCUUUUGCUGUGUUCUCCAGCCUCUUUGUGCUCAUCUCCAUCGUAGCGAUGACUCUAAAUACUGUAAACGAACUGAAAGAUUAUAAAAUCUAUGGAAGAACCUAUAUGGAGUGUGUGGAGAUCACCUCAAUUCUCUUCUUCACUUUUGAGUACUUCCUUCGCUUGCUGACAACUUGUGACGUCAAGCAUUUUUUGAAGAGUGCACUUAAUUUAGUAGACUUAGUGGCUGUCAUGCCUUACUUUAUCCAGCUGAUAUUUGAGGCUUUUGCUGACCAGGAAGAUCUCAGCGUCCAAGAUGACCUGAAAACCAUGGCGAGGGUUAGCAAAGUUAGCAAAGUGCUUAAAGUUGUCAAACUCAUGCGAAUCUUUCGCAUUCUGAAACUGGCGAGGCACUCGACAGGGAUGCGGGCGUUUGGCUUCACUCUUCGCCAGUGUUUUGAACAGGUCUGCUGUCUGUUUCUGUUUAUUAUCAUGGGGAUCUUCACCUUCUCUGCCCUAAUGCACUCAGUGGAGCAGGAUGUUGUAGGAACACCUUUUAGCAGUAUACCCGAUGCUUGGUGGUGGGCAGCGGUGAGCAUCUCUACUGUGGGCUAUGGAGAUGUGGUGCCCAUAUCGUACUCUGGUCGAGUGGUGGCCUUCGGGUGCAUAUCUUUCGGCAUUAUUUUGAACGGAAUGCCAAUCUCCAUCCUAUUUAACAAAUUUUCUGACUAUUAUGCCAAGCUGAAGGCCCAGGAGUGCACUAACACAAAAGUCCAGCAUGGACUGAACCUCAAGAAAAGAUUGCGAAGGAAAUUCGAGAACUGCUUUGAGCCUCUAGCUGAGGAGUCUGAUGAGGACAAUAGACAUCACACCGGCCAGUGUCAUCACUGAAUGUCCUUGUCAUCCACCCUGCCUUCACUGCCCUUGAACAGACAGCUCAGGUCCCCAGCCUGCCUUGAAUUAAA
This is a messenger RNA of Ctenopharyngodon idella (grass carp), 1694 nucleotides long. RefSeq names its product potassium voltage-gated channel subfamily V member 2. Gene Ontology annotation, cellular component: voltage-gated potassium channel complex; membrane. Gene Ontology annotation, molecular function: delayed rectifier potassium channel activity. The record is from RefSeq and is a predicted model, not a curated record. Gene Ontology annotation, biological process: potassium ion transmembrane transport; protein homooligomerization. The transcript has 2 exons. NCBI's taxonomy places the organism in Eukaryota, Metazoa, Chordata, Actinopteri, Cypriniformes, Xenocyprididae. The coding region runs from base 1 to 1620 and encodes 539 amino acids.